AUGGAGAAGGUUGAAAGAGUUUCGAAAGUAGAUGUUGUAGGAGGCGACAAUGAUGACUACGUAGAUUGGGAGGACUUCAUUAUAAUUUCAGGUAAAAUUUCAAUCUUUUAUUAACUUUUCUUAGGGGAGGAAAUCACAACUUCAUUUAAUGAGAGGAAGUUGAAGACGUAAUUUUAUUUAAGCAGACGCAAUGGGGCUCUUGAAUAAAUUGAUUUUAGCAAGAAUCUCAAUAUCGACUAUGAAAAGGCAUGUCUUCUAAUGAGUGAGGUUAGAUCUGAUGAGUACAAUGGGAAAAAUUAGUUGAGGCUAUCAGAUAAAAAGUCAAAAGAUCCUCCAAAGAGUUCUUCCAAUCUUAAUGUUUCUCAUGAUCAAGUCUAAACGUAGAAAAAGCUACUUUGGUCAUGGAGAGACUAAAAGUAGAAGAGCUUUUAAGUUUAGGCGAGACAUCAAAGUUUCCUCUCAUCAAAUCAAAGAGAGGCCGCUGAUGAAGAAGCCAAAGAUUUCCUGAGAAUGUAGGAGGAGAUGAAAAAUUAGAGUUAAAGAAGAAACACUCAAUAGCCUGAAAGUAACUAGGCUAAUAAUGAUAUAGACAAACUUAAUGUGACUUAUCAAAACAACAAUAUAUUAACAAACGACAUGGAAGAAAGUAAUUAGAGAGUUUCAACAUUAGAGGAAGAACCAUUAGAUGAAUUUACAUAACCUGAAGAUGGUGGUGUAGACUAAUAUAUAUGGUCAAAAACUAAAAUGCUUGCUCCCUUUUCCUUUAUGAGUUAAAACGUUUUAGAACAAAAUUUGUAGCCUGAUGCACUUCCACCAACCUAUGAGACUUACGAACAAAUCAAGUUAUACAAAGAAACUAAAGAAAAUUAAAGUCAAAAUCAGAAUCAGAUUCUCGAGAAGUAAAAAGGUGUUGUGAAGGAUGUACUUUCAAAAGCAGCAGCAAACGUAUUUUCAGGUUAAAGCAUUAUUGGAAUUUCAUUGCCUGUUAGAAUCUUCGAACCUAGAAGUCUCUUAGAAAGAAUAUGUGAUUGGUAUGGAUUUGCUCCAGUAUUUUUAAAACAAGCUGGAUUGAUUGAAGAUAAAAUAGAAAGGUUUAAAUUAGCCAUAGCCUUUGCAUUGUCGUGCUUAUAUUGCUCAGUUAAAUAAUAAAAACCUUUCAAUCCCUUACUGGGAGAGACUUUUUAGGCUUUUUUUGAUGAUGGAACAAGAAUAUUCUGUGAGCAUACAAGCCAUCAUCCACCCAUAGCUAAUUUCUAGAUGGAAGACCCUGAACAGCUCUAUGAGUUUUGGGGAUUUUACGAAUUCAAAGCUAAAAUUAGCAAUAACAAUCUUAUCAUGAGAAACGAAGGACCAAAUAACAUCAAAUUCCAUGAUGGAUAAUGCAUUACAUACUGUUAUCCAACUAGUAAGCUUGGAGGAAUGCUCUGGGGACAGAGAACUCUAACUAUUGAUGGUAAUAUGAUAUUUGAAGACAAAGACAAUGGCUUAAAAGCAGUCAUUCUAUUUUAAUAAAAAGGUCAUGAUAAGUACUAUGGAAAAUUUUAUCAUUAUAAACCAGAACUUAACCUUUAAAAGAAAGAUCCUCAAAAAAUAGGAGAUAUUAAGGAUAUAUAAAAGGAAAUCUGUGAUAUCUCAGGUUCAUGGAUGGAAAAUCUUUUGAUAGAGGAUAAAGAAUACUGGAAUAUCAAAUUGAUGGAGCCAAUGAAGCCUAUUCCGAUUCCAAAUCCAUUAUAAUCUGAUCCAAGAUAUAGAGAAGACCUUAUAUGGUUAAAGAGAGGAAAUGAAAAUUAUGCUUAAACUUGGAAAACUCGUUUAGAAAUAUAGCAAAGGCAUGAGAGAAAGCUGCGAACUGAUGUUGAGAAGCGAAAUACAAAGAUGGAAAAAAAAGAAUCUCAAGCUCAUAAGAAAAAAUCCUUUUUCUCAUGA
Molecule: messenger RNA, 1926 nt
Organism: Stylonychia lemnae
Lineage: Eukaryota; Ciliophora; Spirotrichea; Sporadotrichida; Oxytrichidae
Source: the annotation of a GenBank genome assembly